AGUGACGCGCUUUCCUGGCUGUCAAGCGUUCCAGCGUGGGCGGUUUGCCCCGGUGCGAUCCCCGGCCAUGGCGGGUCUGAGACCCCGGGAGAAGGUGGGCUGCCGGCAGUUACUAGAGCAGCUGGACACCGCCGACCUGCUGUCCCUGACCGAGACGGUCACCAACCGAAUGAUCCAGGUGUUCGGCAGGGAAGAAGCCAUCGAUGCAAUACUUGUAUACAGCGCAAGUGCCACAGAGCUCCUGAAACGAAGGAAGGUUCACCGUGAUAUCAUUUUUAAAUAUCUCGCUACACAACAGAUUACUGUGCUUCCAUCAAGUGAUAAGAAUCAACUUAUCCAGCAUGCUAUAGAGUAUUGGAAGGACGCAGUGAAAAAUCCCAAAUUGUCUUCCAAACCUCAGGCAAAGACAGAAGACAAAUCACACCUUGGGUCACUUGACUGUCAAUUGCUUGGAGAGCAAUUCUGCAAAUGGUUCUAUCAACUCCUUAACUCUCAGAACCCAGUGCUAGGACAUGAGAAGGGUGAUUGGGGACCUCAGCACUUCUGGGAGAAUGCUGUCUUGAAGUUUUCUUACAGCACAACAGAGGAAAACAUGGAAGAGUACAAUGGAGCCCAAAUGACUAGCCUUCGUCUGCUUGCUCUCACACGAGAGGAAAAGCUGGUUUUUAAUCCUAAUGUAGAUUCCAAAGGGUUAAAAUGUGUGACAUCCCCUCAUGGACUAGUUGUUGUUGCAGUUGCUGGGACAAUUCAUAGAAACAAUUCAUGGCUUGGAAUAUUUGAACAAAUAUUUGGGCUCAUUCGCUGUCCAAUUGGUGAAAAUUGGAAAAUCAGAUUUGUUAAUCUUAAAGUUUUUGGACAGAACACCACUGGCUCUGUGGACUCACCUCCCAUGCCUUCAAUUCAAUACAAAACAAACGAAUUAGAAGUUUUUUAUAGUUAAAACCUAUUUUACCAGAGUGUCCUCUAAAUACCAUAUGAUCAUUUCCCAUGAAUGCUUUAUACUCCUUUAACCCAUUUCUUACAGGAGAAAAAAAACGUGAGUUGUAAUUAAUAAUUUUAAUUUAGAAAAGAAUAUUGACAAGAAUGUCUGCCUGUCUUUUUGAUUUCUUUGAUAAACCAUUUUGAUGACCUUCACAGGGUGGAUAUGUAUAUUAAAGAUAACCUUUAAAAACAAA
Messenger RNA from Pelobates fuscus (common spadefoot toad), 1175 nucleotides. RefSeq lists its product as uncharacterized. The transcript has 4 exons. The record is from RefSeq and is a predicted model, not a curated record. The coding region runs from base 68 to 940 and encodes 290 amino acids. NCBI's taxonomy places the organism in Eukaryota, Metazoa, Chordata, Amphibia, Anura, Pelobatidae.